UUGAAGAUUCAAAUUGUUUGGUUUUUGAAGAUGGCGAUAUUUUCUGCGGCUGACAGGCGUCGCACAGCAACGUACGAAUCGGGUGUAAACAACAUGGUUCGAAUUACUGAAGAUCUCGUUCGUAAAAGAGCAGAGCAUAACAAUUGUGAGUUAUCGACGCUUGAGGAAGUAUCCUUGCAUCAGUUGGAUAUCGAGAGGAUUGAAAUUUUAGAUAAAGUUUGUCGUGAAUUGAAGAUUCUCUAUCUGCAAAGCAACCUAAUUCCUAAGAUUGAAAAUGUUGGUAGAUUGAAGAAACUAGAGUAUCUCAAUUUAGCCUUGAAUAACAUUGAAAAGGUUGAGAACUUACAAGGAUGUGAAUCGCUGCAGAAGUUAGACUUGACUGUCAAUUUUGUUGGAGAAUUGACCAGCAUCGAGAGUUUAAGGGUUAAUUAUCGCCUGCAAGAAUUGUUUCUGACUGGCAAUCCUUGCACACAAUUCACAAGUUAUAGAGAAUAUGUGAUAACAACAUUGCCUCAUUUGAAAACAUUGGAUGGAAAAGAGAUUGAAAAAUCUGAAAGGAUUUUGGCAAAACAAGAUUAUGACAACAUUGUUAGAUGUAUUGUUGAUCAAGAGAAUGAUUACAAAAAGGAAAUUGAGAGUAAAAGAAAUCAACAAGGAGAUGAGGAAAGAGACCAUUUGUCAAAGGAUAAAAGCAGUGAAAAUGAAAAGGACACAGAAGAUGAUGCAAGUUUCUGGCAAGAAGAAGUUGAAUACACACCAGAGUCAAGAGUUGAAAUUCAUAAGCAUAUGGAAGAAAAACGAAAAAACAAAGAACAGAUUGAUAAAAGUGCAGAAAAAGCGCCAAAAGAAGUGAGAUUCUUCGCUAAAGACGGCAGACCUUUGAAUAUAAACCAGGGGAAACUCGACUUUAAUUUCACUGAUGACGAGGAAAACAAUGUGUUUCUUUUUGACCUCGCCUGUCCGAGGUAUCUGGAUACCUCCUUAAUCAAUGUUGAUGUACAAAUGAACUAUGUUCGAGUGAUAGUUAAGGGAAAGAUAAUGCAGCUAGCGUUACCAGAAGAGAUCAAACCUGACUCAAGCACAGCUAAGCGUUCACAGGUUACAGGGCAUCUUCUCUUGACUAUGCCGAAGUUAAAAGGAAUUAUUCGACCAAAACAAGAGAGGAAAGCCAUGCCCAAAGAAAGUCUGAAUGAAGGCAAAAUAAACGGCAAAUAUAUGACAGGAAAACAGCAGGAGAAACUAGAGGUUGAUCCAAGCGUAAGAAAGGAUGUCGACUUUGGUAACAUCGUUUGCGAUAAGAGCAAGGAUUUGGAAAAGAAGUACUCUUCAGGACGGAAAUGUGCCGAUGAAGAAGUGGAAGAUGAGGAAUUUGUUGACGAUCCAGACGUUCCUCCGCUUAUUUAGGAUCGACACCAUACGAAGCGUUAGACCAAAUAUUACUGUGAGAAAUAUCCCCUAGGUCCCUGUUUUCAUGUCCCUGAGGUUCCCUCGUUAUCCACACGGACAGAAGGGGAAACGGGUCAGAACAAAGAAACUUUGACACAACCCUAACUUGUCAACUCAGGCAUGCAGAUAGACGUGACAUAAUAUAUUGAUAUUGUCGCUGUUCUGUUGUUGUUGUUCCAUACUCUUCCCGCACCAUUUCCAUAUGUUUGUGAAAUACAAAAAUUCAACAUUU
Messenger RNA from Dendronephthya gigantea, 1678 nucleotides. RefSeq names its product protein tilB homolog. Gene Ontology annotation, biological process: outer dynein arm assembly. Bases 31 to 1404 code for a protein of 457 amino acids. Lineage: Eukaryota; Metazoa; Cnidaria; Anthozoa; Malacalcyonacea; Nephtheidae. Gene Ontology annotation, molecular function: protein binding. Gene Ontology annotation, cellular component: cytoplasm. The record is from RefSeq and is a predicted model, not a curated record. The transcript has 17 exons.